AUGGAGAACGCGACAAAAAUGAAACUCAACCGAGAACAUUUUCGCGCCAUAAUUUAUUACAAUUUUCAGAGGCAAUUAUCGCAACAAGAAUGCCUUGCUCAGUUACUGUCUAUUUUCGGCAACGAAGCGCCACAUCACCUUAGCGACGAUCCCAGGGUGGUCACCCAGGAAAACGUCGAUGCUGUGCGCAAACUCAUCAUUGAAGAUAGAUAUGUGACAGAUCGCGAGAUUGAGGCAUCCUUGAAGAUCUCAAAGACCUCAAUUCAAAAAAUUUUACAUGUAGAAUUAGGAGUAAGAAAAUUAGUUUCCCCUUGGAUACCCCACCUGUUGCCUGAAGAGCAGAAAGCAGCCAGGGUUAAUUGGUGUCAAAAAACGCUUGACCGUUUCAAAUCCAGAAACUCAAAAAAUGUGUACAGCAUUUUUAGUGGUGAAGAAUCGUGGAUUUACUGUGAAGAAAAGCCAACAAAAGCCAUCCGUUCUCGAAGUGUUUCGAAAAAGAUGGUCGCGACAUUUGUGUCAAAAGCGGUCAUCACCGAGCUUCGAAAAAUCAUCCCCGAUAGAAGAAUCAUCCUCCACCAAGACAAUGCAAGCUCGCACACAGCCCAAAAAACAAGGCAGUAUUUAACGGAAGAAAACGUAGAAUUAUUGGACCAUCCUCCAUAUAGUCCCGAUCUAAGUCCUAACGAUUUCUUUACUUUCCCGAAAAUUAAAAACAGACUGCGUGGUCAAAGGUUCCAGUCACCGGAAGAAGCAGUUGACGCAUUCAAAAAUGCCGUUUUGGAUCUGCCAGCAAACAAGUGGAAUAAGUGCUUCGAAAAUUGGUUCGAGCGCUUGCAUAUGUGUACUAAUCUUCGUGGAGAAUACUUCGAAAAACAAUAAAGUCAUUUAAAACCAUCUACCGUGUUGUUUUAUUUCCAUAUGCAAAACUUUUUUACGCAGGUACAUACGUUAAACUUGUAACAGCCAAAUUUCUUGAAGAGGUGUUGAAGACACUCGACCUGACCAUUACAAUUCAAUA
Messenger RNA from Acanthoscelides obtectus, 1018 nucleotides. NCBI's taxonomy places the organism in Eukaryota, Metazoa, Arthropoda, Insecta, Coleoptera, Chrysomelidae. The record is from the annotation of a GenBank genome assembly.